CGAGAAUGAUGGCGGCGGGAUUUUGUGUGAGAUAGGAGGCAAAGAGCUUGCAAUUAACUGUUUUGCGGGACGGGUUACUUCUUUUUUUUUUUAUGAUAUUGGUGGAGAGAGGACAUUUGCUGCAAAAUGGGGCGGCGAUCCACUUCAUCCACCAAGAGUGGGAAAUUCAUGAAUCCCACAGAUCAAGCCCGGAAGGAAGCAAGGAAGAGGGAGCUGAAAAAAAACAAGAAGCAAAGGAUGAUGGUUCGAGCAGCUGUUUUAAAAAUGAAAGACCCAAAGCAGAUAAUCCGGGAUAUGGAGAAACUUGAUGAGAUGGAGUUUAAUCCUGUUCAGCAGCCCCAGCUUAAUGAAAAAGUCCUGAAAGAUAAACGUAAAAAACUCAGAGAGACAUUUGAACGAAUUCUCCGUUUGUAUGAGAAGGAAAACCCUGAAACGUACAAGGAGCUGCGCAAAAUUGAACUUGAUUAUGAGCACAAACGAUCUCAACUCAGCCAGUAUUUUGAUGCUGUCAAGAAUGCUCAGCACGUGGAGGUGGAAAGUAUUCCAUUGCCAGAUCUGCCACAUGCUCCCUCCAAUAUUCUUAUUCAGGACAUCCCACUACCAGGAGCUCAGCCACCCUCUAUCCUUAAGAAGACCUCUGCCUAUGGUCCUCCAGGUAGAGGAGUAUCCAUGCCUUUUCCCCCGGGGCAUGGCGUUCCACGUUUGCCCCCUGGAAAAAAACCACCAGGGCCACCUCCUGGGCCACCUCCCCCACAAGUUCUACAAAUGUAUGGCCGCAAGGUUGGCUUUGCACUGGAAAACAUUAGAAGGAGGGAAGAGGAGGCAAGGUACAGCCCGGAAUUAGGGCAAAGAGGCCAUCACGAUGGAUCUAGCUCAAGUGAAGAUGAGGGUUAUCCACUUGAGAUGGAGCAGGAUAAAGAUGAAGAAGGCAGUACUGAUGAUGAGAGUGAUAGUAACCAAUCAGAUGGUAGAGACAGUGAGGAAGAGGAAUAUGCUCAGGAGGAAGAAAGAAAGGGUAGUGUGGAUAAGAAAGGUCAUAAUGUGAGGUUUGCUGAUGCCCCAGAAAAGUCUCACAGAAAGAGAAAGAAGAAUGUCAAGGAUCUGACUCCGCUGCAGGCAAUGAUGUUGCGUAUGGCUGGCCAGGAGUUAGCCGAGGAAGAAGAAGACCAUGAUGCUGAGGAAUACUCAACCUCGUCAUCCGAAGAGGAGGAGUCAGACACAGAAGAUACUCAGCGUUCUGAAGAUGUUAAGGCUGAAAGCACUGGAAAUAGCACUUCAGCACCAAUGACUGUACCCCCUCCUGUUACUGUGCCACCACCUCCACUGUCUAUGCCACCUAGUAUGAUGGCUGGGCCUCCGCCACUAGGACCUCCUCCAGUCCCACCCCUCAGGCCACCUGGGCCACCAUCAGGAAUGCCCCCAGGUCCACCUCCAGGUGCUCCUCCGUUCUUAAGGCCUCCUGGACUUCGUGGCCCACCACCACGUCUGCUACCUCCUGGGCCACCCCCUGGCCGACCACCUGGCCCUCCACCAGGUCCUCCACCAGGUUUGCCCCCAGGACCACCCCCUCGAGGACCUCCUCCUCGUCUACCUCCACCAGCACCUCCAGGUAUGCCUCCACCCCCCCGUCCAAUGAUGCGUCCUCCAUUGGGACCCCCUCCAGGCACUGCUCCCCCAGGGCUUUUCCCACCAGCACCUCUUGCAAACCCGGGUGUGCUGAGUGCCCCUCCAAGCUUAAUACAGCGCCCCAAAUCAGACGAAAGUGGGGCCACUAUUGAAAAGAAGGCUACAGCCACCAUCAGUGCAAAACCCCAGAUCACAAAUCCCAAAGCCGAGGUUACCCGCUUUGUGCCCACUGCCCUCCGUGUUCGCAGAGAGAAUAAGGGCUCAGUGGCAGCUGCAGCACCGAAGAAACCAGAAGAGGAUAUUGCAAGACCAGUGUCUAAAGCAGGUCCUAAGCCUGGAGCACAAAUGCCAGUGCAGACCAAGGACGAUAUGUAUGAAGCGUUUAUGAAAGAAAUGGAAGGUCUUCUUUAAGCUUAUUCUUCAGCAGUCCAUCCCAUUUUGUUUUUAUGUCCGAAUUCCACUGUAUAGACCAAUCGGCUAACCGUCUAUGCCUAGGUCCCAGGAGCACAAAUUAGUGUGCAGUAACUGUCUUGCUGUGGUUUGUGUGAACGCAGGUAGACUCCACAAUACCAACAUGUCCCUAUAAAUCUGAUAUCUUUUAUCCGUGACUGGCAUUUUAGAAGCUGAGUAUUUCAUUCUUGAGUAAUGUUCCAGUUUGUACAAUUUAAAGCCAAAUGCCUUUGUGUUGGGGGGAGGGUUAUUUUUGAUUUGUCUUAAUGUGAACACUGUUACUUUCUGUUAAUUUCAUUUACAGCAGUACAAACCCAUGCAUUUGAAUACUUUGUGCAAUUCCUAUUAAAGAUCACAGACAGAUAUGAUAUUCCUGACAUUACCAAUCCCAUCAACUUUUUGUUUAAGUGUCUUGCUUGUCAUUUCUUUAUGCUUUUUGUUUUUAAGAAUAAUAUUUUGUUAGGACAUUUUCAAAGCCCAAAACAUUUGAAAAUAAUUUUUUAAAAAAAUUCUUGUUUUGGGAAAUUGCUUGCCUGCGUCACAGCAGGUCUGGCUCAUUGGACAGCAAAUCAGAGUUCAUUUAGUGCUAUCAUCAUUACAGGAGCAAGAGAGGUGUGAGUGGGAGGGGUAGCAGGGCAAAUGACUUCUCUGCUUUACCCAAAAAGAAAGCCCUCUUUCUUAAAGCAAUACUUGCGCUCCAGCAUUCAUGUACUAACUAGAGCAUGUCUGUUGUGUAAAGCACAAUGUCUGGCUUUGCCUGCUGCAUUUUUUUUUUAUAAGUGUGAGCUCAUUGUUUGUACAUAUUUAGAUCAUGUAAGGGGCAAGCUCAUCACUAGGAUUUGGAUUUAUUUCCUGUUGUAUGUCACAUGAAUACUGUCAAGUUAUAUCAGGCAGUUAUUAAAUUGAAGGAAAAAUCAA
Molecule: messenger RNA, 2994 nt
Organism: Xenopus tropicalis (tropical clawed frog)
Lineage: Eukaryota; Metazoa; Chordata; Amphibia; Anura; Pipidae
Gene: wbp11
Product: WW domain binding protein 11
Biological process (GO): RNA processing
Cellular component (GO): nucleus
Source: RefSeq, marked provisional